AUGGCAUCCAGUAGUCCACCAUUCCAAUCACACCCAUGGCACCCAGUACUCCACCACUCCAAUCACACCCAUGGCACCCAGCAGUCCACCACUACAAUCACACCCAUGGCACCUAGCAGUCCACCACUCCAAUCACACCAAUGGCACCCAACAGUCCACCACUCCAAUCACACCCAUGGCACCCAGCAGUCCACCACUCCAAUCACACCAAUGGCACCCAACAGUCCACCACUCCAAUCACACCCAUGGCACCUAGCAGUCCACCACUCCAAUCACACCAAUGGCACCCAACAGUCCACCACUCCAAUCACACCCAUGACACCCAGCAGUCCACCACUCCAAUCACACCCAUGGCACCCAGCAGUCCACCAUUCCAAUCACACCCAUGGCAUCCAGCAGUCCACCACUCCAAUCACACCAAUGGCACCCAACAGUCCACCACUCCAAUCACACCCAUGGCACCUAGCAGUCCACCACUCCAAUCACACCAAUGGCACCCAACAGUCCACCAUUCCAAUCACACCCAUGACACCCAGCAGUCCACCACUCCAAUCACACCAAUGGCACCCAGCAGUCCACCAUUCCAAUCACACCAAUGGCACCCAGCAGUCCACCAUUCCAAUCACACCCAUGGCACCUAGCAGUCCACCACUCCAAUCACACCCAUGA
Molecule: messenger RNA, 669 nt
Organism: Pecten maximus
Lineage: Eukaryota; Metazoa; Mollusca; Bivalvia; Pectinida; Pectinidae
Product: serine/threonine-protein kinase pakB-like
Exons: 1
Coding region: 1-669 (222 amino acids)
Source: RefSeq, a predicted model, not a curated record